Leptopilina heterotoma is the source of this 1715-nucleotide messenger RNA. RefSeq names its product putative ankyrin repeat protein RF_0381. Lineage: Eukaryota; Metazoa; Arthropoda; Insecta; Hymenoptera; Figitidae. Gene Ontology annotation, molecular function: protein binding. The transcript has 2 exons. Bases 122 to 1528 code for a protein of 468 amino acids. The record is from RefSeq and is a predicted model, not a curated record.
UUUUUCGUUAUUUCCACAUUUCUUUGUUACGUUUAAGAACUUUUGUUUGUUGUUUGUUUUGUAUUAUUUAUUAUUUUGUUUGUAUAAACAAAUUUUAUCUUGAAUUUUUUUAUUUUUUUUCAUGGAUAAUCAAGAUAUAAUGAACAACGAGGACAAAAAAUUCUCCUACGAGAAGGAGGACAUUUUAUCUGCCGUUCGAGAAAAUAAUUACGAAAAUUUAAAGGAAAUAUUUUCUUAUUUCAAAAAUGAACAGAAUCUCGCUGCGGUUAUAAAUUGCCAUCAUGAACAUGAAGAUUGUAUUCUUCUUCUGGCACUGAGAACAAGAGACGUGAAAAUUCUCGAUUUAUUUCUAAACAAAGGACUCUGCGAUGUAAAUGAAAAAAUUCAGGACCUUCUCCUACACGAAGCGAUUAAAAUAAAUGAAAUUGGAAUUUUAAACAAACUUAUCGAGAAUGGUUGCGUUAAUAAUCAAUCAAUUUGCGAACAUAAACUACCACCACUCUUUGAAUUAAUCGAACAAGGACGAUUAGAGUGGAUACGAAGAUUCUACGAGGUCGGAGUUUCGUUUCAACAAAGAACAAAAAACCAUCUGCCAUUGUUGCACUUCGCUUUCAAAAUUCAAGGAACAACUAAAGAAUUAUUAAAGCUUCUAAUAGCGUACGGCGCCGAAUUAUCCAUAAAAGACCCAAUUACCGAUCUUACCCCAUUACAUUACCUGAUAAGUGAAAAAGUACUAAAGUCAAACCGACAGAAAGUGAAAUUUAUCAAAAUUCUCCUAAAAUUUGGUGCCGAUCCGAAUUGUUAUACGAAAAUAAAGGACGAAUACGUUUUGUACACUGCACUUCGAAUGGAAAAUCAUUUCGCCGUUCGGCUUUUAUUAAUACACGGUGCAAACAUCAACAGUUUUGGAAUUAUAAGCGAAGAGGUUGUCAACUAUUCCCAAAGACCUAAUUUAACAAAAACGACAAAUUUAAUUCGUAAUUUAUUCUACCUUCACAGGGAAUUAUUCACUAGUCUCUAUAUCGAGCAGAAAAAAAUUGAUCAACGUCUUUUAAAAUUACGAAAUAUUCUCAAUGUCGAUGUAAUGUUGGAUCAAUUGGCCCAUUGUGGAACAAUUUAUGGCAUUAAUCCACAAGCAAUUGUCACGGCAAAUGAAAAUAAAUUAACCGCAAUGAUGAGGAAUGAAGAAAUGUGGACAAUUUUGGUACUGCACAUGUAUCGCUAUCCAACGUGGUAUUGGAUAUUGAAGUUUUUAGUGAAAAAAGGCAAGGAGAGACAAAUUUUGUUGGACAAAUGCGGUGAGCCAUUCACGCGUGCUAUGAAGGGACGAUUAAAUUAUUAUGUUGUCACGGAAAUAUUGAAUUACUUGGGUAGAACUGAUUUACGUUCAUUGUUGGCCGCAUGUUGUCCGGAAAGUUGUAUGGAGAGAUUGGUACCGAAAUUGUACAGAUUAGCGUAUAGCGAUAGCGAAAUUUUUAAAGCUGUUCAAUCAAUGGGUAUACCGAACAUUAGGGGCAUACUUUGUUAGUUUAUGUAAUUUUUUUUGUGUUAUUUAAAAGAAAAAUGAAUAUUCCACGUACGAUAAUUUUAAUGAAUUUACAAUAUAGGAAAUUGUACCAGAGAAUUAUAAUAUUAGAAAAAUAUUCAAUGCAACUUGUAAAUAAUUUUAUGGUUAAAAAUUAAAUUAAAGAUAAACGGAAAAAUUGAUACACGAA